CCGCGUUCGUUUAGUUUUUUGAAAAAGAAAAAAAGAAGUCUUCUCAUAUAAAAGCGAACGCUGCCACUUUACAUUUCCUGUAACACGAGGAGAAUCUAAGAUUAUGAUAGAACUGACCUAGACUAUCCUAUGGUUAACAGAUUAAGAUGAAAACUGUUGGUUUAGGCAAGAACAAGAAGUCAAGCAAACAGUAGUAGUAGUAGGCGGCGGCGGCUGUGCUGUGCUGUGCUGUGCUUCAAGACAAAGCUACGACGGAACAUUUACGUACGGGAGGAUAUCCCAGCUCCUGCGGAAGAAGUGACUCUUGCAGACGCAACCAGGACGCGAGUGGUAAUAAGUUGAGGUGAACACCUGCUUGGAAGGGUCCAUAUCGCAGCUGGAAGCGCCCUCAGGCCCUGCUGCUUUGAGUGGACAUUUGGGUGGACGUUACCCAGCCUGACUACUCAAGUCUAAACGGGGAACUCUUCCAGCCAUGGCUCUUCCUGUUGCCCUGAGUCCUGGGGCCCCAUAUGGCAGUGGGACUAUGAGAGGACAAGUGGUUAGACAAGUGAGGUGAGGAAGGAAGAGUGGGGAAACUUAAAAGAAAGAGGGAGAAAGAGAAUGGAGAGGAAAAGGCAGAGCAUCACUGCUGGGGAGCUGGAAUGGACCCCGGCCCCAGAGCCUGCAUCUCCUGCCUCUCCUGCCAGCCCUGGGGGGUCGGAGGCUGAGCUGAGCUGGGAGGGAGGUGGAGGAGAGGAGGAGGAUGAGUUCCAGAGCCAGAUGGAUGAGCGGGGGAUCAUCGGCCUGGAGGAGACCCAGGGCGAAGAGCUGAUGUUGGGGUUGGGAGAGGAGAUGGAUCCAGACGAGGAUGACUUUGGCUCGUCCCCCUACUUUGAGAGGAGGUCCCAGGGAGAAGGGCACGAGUGGGGUCUGGGUGGGGAAGAGGAGCAGGGUUUCGGAGAGGAAGAGGAGUGGGAUGAGGAGCAGGAGCAGAGCGGCAUUUGGGACACGGGGACACCCGAACCACACAAGGGUCCCCCCAUGACUCUGCAGGAUCUGAGCUUUAACCUGAGCGAACUCCUGGACUCUGACCCUGCUGGAGAGGACACAAACACUCCAUCUCAGCUUGAGGAUCAUUCUCUAGAGGGGCAGGACAGUUUGACUUUGCAGGAAGGCUGGACUGAGGAUGAGAGACAGCAUAGAGUGGGAGGUGACGGUGAUGUGAAUAGGGUGACUCAGAACCGGAACAGGAACUGGACUCCCUCACAUGGACACAGUCAGGUGGAUACGACUGAGGAUGAAGUAGCUGAUUCUGAGUGGGAGGAGUUCCAGAAUGUCCCAGCCCCUCAAGUCAGAGCAAGGAAUUCUGGGUCGAGACAAGCCCACUGUGACUCAGAAUAUAGGACUGGAUCUAACGGACCAGAAAGUUCUGACGGAGAGAGCAUGAAGGUAGACCAGCUAGGCGAGCAAACUGGUUAUCACUUGACCCCAACACCCUCCCCCAGGAGAAGUCCACUUGAUUUUCAGGAAAUUCCUCAGCCUUCCAAUUCAGUCUGCAAGUCUGAACUCAGGCUUGGACACAGGAACAACUUAGGGCUAGAACCAGGUCUUAGUUCAUCAAUUUUACCAAGAAAUCUUCCAACAAACUCCUAUGAGGAAACCAACCGUUCUAUUCAGGGAAGCCCAGAGUCUUCAGAUGCGACAUUUUCUAAGGCUGAACUUAGGGACUCACCAUCCAGAUCAUCUCCUAUUAGGCCAACUCAUCAUAAGAGCCGAAAGAACAGGUUUCCAAAGGCAGACCUUCAUGCUGGAGGGGAGACGGAGGAGCAUUACCCACAAGCCUUUGAGGACUUGAAAGGUCCACAGAAGGUUGUACAUAACAUAUCUAGUUUCACAAGGCACUCUACUUCCCACACCCCACCUCCUUCACCUCACCCUGUUCCUCAUACAGUUCCACUGAUCUCUCCUCCUUCCCACCUCCUGCACCUGUCCAUGGAAGAUCCUUUAGACUUCCCUGGGAUUCAGGAGGAGAAGUUUCCAGAAGCUUCCUGCACAGAGAGCCUCCCAGACUCUAGUGUUUGUCCUCCUCGACCAACUCCUUCUCGAAGAAACCAGCAUGAUUCUCAGGAAAGCCCACAAUCCUCAGCUCCUGCACCUUCUAGGGCUGGACACAGGAAGUCACCUCCCCGCUCCUCUCCAGACAGGACUCAUCAUAAUCAUCUUAGGAGCCCAAAGACCAGCAAGAUUGAGAGGAGGAGGCCUGGUGCUGCUGCUUUCAGCACAAGCCCUGCUGCUAGCCACACAGACAUCAGGCGAGGGAAGCUCACCCACCCCUCCCCCGACUUCUCCAAAGUCCAGCCUCGGGUCCACUUUCCCAAGACGGGCUACAAACCCCCCAAGAGUAAGCAUGCUGUCCAGCAGGAUGGCGAGCCCCCGGAGCCCCUGAUGGUUUUCAAGUCUCCGGCGGAGAUUGUCCGCGAGGUGCUCCUGAGCAGCAGCGAGGACCCCCAGGAGUCUCCAUGCCCCGGCGACGGUGGGCCCCAUGGGCCCCUGAACCGUACGGUGCCCGAGGGCUUCCGGGACCCUCAGCAGGCCACCGCUCUGAUGCAGCAGCUGCAGGAGGAUUACAAAAGACUGCUGACAAAAUAUGCUGCGGCAGAAAACACUAUUGACCGACUGCGCUUGGAGGCCAAGGUUGGCCUGUACUCGGACCCACCCAAGCCAAGCCACUCCGUCCAAUCAGGGUCCGUGAAGGAGGGGUCAAAGGUCAUGACCCUUAGUUUUCCUCAGGCUCAGAGGGCUGAGUUGGAUGCACCUCAGCAGACUCUCCAAAGGUCAAACUCAGAUCAUGCAGCCGUGUCCCCUGCCCGGCCCUCCUCCGUGGACUCGGUCUCCAGACAGAGGGGUCUGCGUGCCAUCGAGCAGCUCACCACAGCCCUGCUCUCUCAGGUCCAGAGGUUCCACCUGCAGCUUGACACAUUUGAGGAGCUCCUGAGAAGAGGUCAACUGAAAGCCCAUGAGCAGAUGAAGGGCCUGCAUGAGCUGGCUCAGGGCCAGGAGGCUCUGGAGAGGGCCUACCUUGCCGCACGGGAGGAGCACAAGUUCCUACAGCAGACAGGAAGCAGGCUCACACCUUUUGACCCAAACAGGGACCUUGAAGGACAGAUCUUCCAGUCAGGGAUGCGAUUGGACGAGCUGAAGGAAUGGGUGGAGCAAACCCAGCAGUCCUCGCCCAUGUCCGAGCCUCAGCCCUCUCCACAUCCGAUCUCCCUGAGCCCGAGGGAGAGUGACACGCUGCCACGCCCACAGGUAGUCUCUCCCGCCACUCAACCCCCCCCAACGGGUCCAGUGUGUCCUGUGGGUGUGGGAGAUCAGAUGACCAUCAGGGUGGAGGUGAGCUCAGUGAGCGGAGUCGACAUGGAGGAAGAGGAAGACGAAGACGAAGAGGAUUCCCUGCCUUCUCUCCUCCUCCGCCCCCUCCAACAGAAGCACCAGUGCGUGGAGCGGGACUUCAGCAAUCUGCUGGGCCAGUAUCAGAGUGUGAAGGAGCUGCCGCAGGUUCUUGACGUGGCAUCCAGACCCAACUGGCACAGCACCCCCGACCCAGAUGCCACUCCUCUCCCAGGGGAUGAUGGGAUAGAGGCGAGACCACACUGGCCUAGUGACAGCGAACAAGGCCAGAGCCGUCCACCUCAACAGGGGUCCCUCCCAAUGCUGGAGCCUUCCACGGGGCCCGGUGCAGAGUCCCUGCGCGGCAGCCUGGCGGAGCUCCAUCUGGGGGGAGCCCCCCUGGAGCGCUGCUCCUCUUACCCCGGUGCUCAGGACGUCUCCAGCCCCAGCCGGGCUUCAGGGAGCAGGAGGUCGGGCAGCAGCAGCCUCUACAGCCUGGGCGAUGGGAUGGCUACUGCUACCACAACACUCAACAAGAGAACCUACAAGGCCCAGGCCAGAAAUGCUAGAGCGCCCUCUCAGGAUGGUCUUCUGUCCCCGGAGACUGACAGUGGCUUUGUGGGCUCCGAGAGCCGCCUGACUCCUGCACUUCACAGUCCUCUCCAGCUGGGGGAGAAGGCGAGGACAACGCCGCUGGAGGAAACCGAGGAAACUGAGAGUCCCGUGACAGUCACUGACUCAGGGCGACCUCCUUCCCGUGACCCCCAGCAGAGGCCUCUCGCGGGCUCGACUGGGUCAGCUGGAGGAGCCCCCACACCUCUGCAGAGGAGGGGAGGGGGAGGAGAGAGGAGGCCCCCUCCCAGCCUGUCUUCCAGCAGCUCCCCCCAGCGCUGGGCAAGGGAGCCACUACAGGCCUGGACCAGCAGUGGGGCCAGUGAGACCCACUCCCUGUCAGGACAGGAGGAGAAGGAACAGAACAGCCAGUACUACAGACGAGCGACCAAUCAGCCGCCAGUAUACCAGCGAAACUCCUCCCUGUCUGCGCCUUAUCGCCAUGGCGACCACCUCAAAGCCCAAAGUUCUGUCCAGCUGACCAAUCAGUGUGAGGCCCUCCAGUCCCUGCAAGUGGAGGUGAACAGACUGAAGGAGUGUUUGGAGGGGACUCUAUGUGUGCCCCUCUCCACCAGCACUGAGCCAGCCUCUCCACACAGCCCACCCGCACACAGCACGCCUUACAGAUACACCCCUCACAGGUACACCCCUCACAGGCCAUCUAAGCGGAACAGCAGGAGAGCGGAGGAUGGAGAGAGCAACAGAGUGACCGAGGAGGAGGAGGAGGAGGAGGAAGAGGUGGUGGUGGAGAGGAGGACCCAGAGGUCCAGAUCAAUGUCUAUGCCCCGCCCUCGGCCAGAGACCUUAGAUGAUUCUGGGCAUGCCCAGUCUGAGCCCAAACAAGAGAUGAGAUAUACAGCAGUAUUCAUAGCAGCUCGGAGAGAGAGUCUGACAGUGAUUUCAGCAGCACAGGAGAGCAGUGGAGGCCAUACCUGCCAGCGCCUUGGGCCAUCUGUUGUGCCUGAAGACAUUGUUGAUGCCAACCAGAGGGGGAAUCUGGGCACUGCGUACCACGGCUCAAAGCACUGUGCCAAUCCGGGCACAGCUCAGCCAGCGGCAGGUCCAGAGAGGAGUGGCAGUGGGAAGCGUCUCAGUCGCUCGGCCUCCCAUUGCUGUCCACUGCGUAGAUCCUCAGAGUCCAGACGAAGCACUGCUGUUCAGACAGACCGUCAGGUGGACCGUGAUCCCGGCCCGUCCUCCAGACAGCCUCGCCCAGAGAGCUCACCACGCAGGCACGCAGGGCGUGUGUUCCUGGCACCUCCACCCGGCGCUGUGCUGGGUAGCGUGCCCAUGGUUCAGUGUGUGCCAGUUUACCCAUCUGUGCUCUACUACCCCGGUCCCAAGCUGAAGGCAGCCAUACCCAUGCCGUACAUUUCCGUGGGAACGGAGCGACCCAGCCAAGCCAAAGCCUACCGGAUCCGAGAGGGAGAGCGCGGGCGGUCUCUCAGCAGCUCACUCGACCGAGCCAUCAUCGCUGCUGCAGACAUGAAGAGCUCCUCCAAGCGUAUGGUGCGCACCAUCAGUACUGGCCUCCAACACCAGAGGGCGCUCUCCCAGUCCUGUCUCUACUGAUGCAGGCUCAGGUCAGAGGGAAUGGGCAUGUGAAACCUAAAGGCCAAGUUUCAUCGGUCUGACACUGAGGAUGUCAUUGCUGUCGACAAGAACUUCAUGCAGCAAUGUAAAUAUCACUAAACAUUUGCCAAUGGCAGCAAAUUGUAGCAUAUGA
This is a messenger RNA of Alosa sapidissima (American shad), 5707 nucleotides long. RefSeq names its product AT-hook transcription factor (gene akna). Gene Ontology annotation, cellular component: centrosome. Gene Ontology annotation, biological process: epithelial to mesenchymal transition; neuroblast division in subventricular zone; neuroblast delamination. Bases 601 to 5553 code for a protein of 1650 amino acids. Lineage: Eukaryota; Metazoa; Chordata; Actinopteri; Clupeiformes; Clupeidae. The transcript is spliced from 25 exons. The record is from RefSeq and is a predicted model, not a curated record.